AGACUACCUAAUAAAAUCCAAACCUCUCUAACCCCCCUUUAUUGCCAACGCCAACUUGCCCAAAUGCUAAGGAACGAAACCUCCUUGAACACGCAGCAGCAAAACGCAACGAUGCCCUACGUACCCGGCUACGAAGAAGACGGCCUCCUCCAGAGCCUCAACAUCACUUACCAAGACAUCGAACCCCUUGCAGACGACUGCACCAAGAUCUACGUGUGGCACACGCGGACGGAGAAGGUCCCCCCUGCCCCUCGAAUCCACACGGACUACGAGAACCUCCUCCGCAACAGCAAUCUACCCUUCCUCGAGACGCAGCUGUUCCUCGAGGACCUCGAAGCACCCCCGGAUGAGAGCGUCCCAAAAGGACAAAAACAAGCUCCAGCGAAACCAGCUGGGGCGCAAAACGCAAAGAAGUAAAAAAGGGCAGCUGAC
Molecule: messenger RNA, 432 nt
Organism: Darwinula stevensoni
Lineage: Eukaryota; Metazoa; Arthropoda; Ostracoda; Podocopida; Darwinulidae
Source: the annotation of a GenBank genome assembly